AUGGACAUCGCUAAUAAAGCGAUGGCCGACUUUCGGUAUUAUAUUCUAUUUUCGGUUGACCGCUUCGGUAAAUGUGGAGCACCUCCUCCGGGAUGUAAUGGAGUAGACAAGCAAAGCGACAAGUGCGUUGCUGAACUUCAGCCGUAUAAGGUUCUACAUCGUCAUUCGAGAACUCCGAACUGUGUGGACUACGUGACAGAGAAGUUCUUCGAGACGCUGAUUAGCCGCAUGGCAGUGCCCAUUGUCAUUAAGAGAGCGAUCUACACCAAUGUUGGGGCUCCAAAAAACUCGUUCAUCGCAUUAGACGAUUUUAAAACGGUGGCCGACAUGGUUAAGUACAUUAAAGGAGUAGCCGCAAACAAACAAAAGUACCUUGCAUUCCAUCAGUGGAGAACUACUUACGAGGCACGACAAGAACACGACGACGACACCGGUUUUUGUGAGUUGUGCCGACGGCUUCAGCAAAAAACGUUGGGAUACAUGUCCUAUGCGGACGUUCGCAAAUGGCACGCCGACGACCAGUGUGACAACUCCUUGGGCGCUCGAUACAUAAGGCACUGA
Ostertagia ostertagi is the source of this 561-nucleotide messenger RNA. The record is from the annotation of a GenBank genome assembly. NCBI's taxonomy places the organism in Eukaryota, Metazoa, Nematoda, Chromadorea, Rhabditida, Trichostrongylidae.